Molecule: messenger RNA, 5664 nt
Organism: Scatophagus argus
Lineage: Eukaryota; Metazoa; Chordata; Actinopteri; Scatophagidae
Product: neural cell adhesion molecule L1-like protein
Exons: 28
Coding region: 599-4435 (1278 amino acids)
Biological process (GO): cell-cell adhesion
Molecular function (GO): protein binding
Source: RefSeq, a predicted model, not a curated record
AAAGACGUUACGUCGCCCUCGCGCCCUUCCCUUGAUUGACGUUUGACACGCGCAUACACACACACGCGCGAGAUAAAAUAUUUGCCCACGUUUGGUACACGCACAUGUUUUACUAAAAGCCUAUGCGUCCUUGCUGGUUAUAGUAGCCUACAUGACAGCAGUAAUUCCAUGCGGACCGUCUUCGGAGUUACUGCGUGUCCUCUGACCCCUGUGCUUCCAAAAUAGAGAAACGACCUUGUGGAGGCUUGAGUCACAGUUGCAGUUGUUGACUGCGCAGUUUUUGGCUGCCAGUCAAAGAGAUUCACACGUCGGCCGUCUGAGGUAAAGACGUAGACGCACUUGACUUGUCGCAAAGUAACCCUACGGGAGUUGUGAGGUUUGUCACUCCCUCAGCAUUCACUCAUAUCGCGGACUAAAAGUUGUCGUAACUUUAGUUUUGGAGCCGACGAGCUUCUCCUGCAGAGACCUCGGCAGUGUUGGACUGGUCAUCACUUGGCUUAUGGGUCCCCUGUGUCUUACAAAUUCCAAGUGACUCCCAUUCAUCUGCAUCAACACGUUCUCCUGAUCUCUUCUGUCUCCUUCAACCAGUGAAAGGGUGAUGAGGUUGGUAGGGACCCUGCAGUUUGUUCUGCUUUUGGCCUUGUCCUCCCAGGCCACGGGCCUCAAUAUCCCUCUGGAAGUGGAGCAGCUUCCAACCAUAAUAACUCACACAUCCGGUUCCGUUAUCGCACUUCCUUUUGACUUCACGGUAAAGAUCAGGUGUGAAGCCAGGGGCAACCCACCACCACAAUACAGAUGGACAAAAGACGGCAAAGACUUUAUCCCUCCACACAUCACAACAAACAAAACAGACCAUACAGAUGGCACUUUAGUGCUUCAAAACAAGCAACUCGUCCAGUUUCAGGGUAAAUACCGAUGCUAUGCUUCCAACAAGCUCGGAACUGCCAUGACAGCGGAGAUUGAACUGAUUGUCCCCAGUGUCCCCAAGUUUCCGAAGGAGGGAAGUCCACCCUUUGUUGUUAAGGAGGGAGAGCCAAUCACCCUGCACUGUAACCCUCCAGAAGGUGUAGCCCCACGCCAGCUCUACUGGAUGUCUAUCGGUCUCCAGCACAUUGAACAGGAUGAGAGGGUUUCCAUGGGCAUUGAUGGCAACCUGUACUUCUCUAAUGCCUUACAGAAUGAUAGCCGUCAGGACUACUGUUGCUUUGCUGCCUUUCCCAGAAUACGCACCAUCGUCCAGAAGCCUGCCAUGGCUGUCGUGGUCGAGAGCUCUGAAAACCCCCCAGUGAGGAAACCCAGCCUCUUGCUGCCCUCUGGUGUUCAGACAGAGAAGGUGCUGCUGAAGGGAGAGACAAUGCGUCUAGAGUGUAUACCGCAGGGAUAUCCCACUCCGAAGGUAAAAUGGAUGAAAAUGGGAGACAAGUUACCUCGACGGGCAAAAUUUGACAACUUUGGAAAGGUGUUGACCAUAUCUGCAGUGGAAGAAAGGGAUGGGGGAAAAUACAUGUGCACAGCCAAAAACUCUGCUGGAGAGACUGUCCAUUACUUUGAUGUAAUAGUGGAAGAGCCGCCGAUGUGGCUGACAGAGCCUCCUCAGAGCCAGCUGACUGUGAUUGGGUCUGAUGUUCACAUCAAAUGUUCUGUCAGCGGAAAACCACCGCCCGACAUAACAUGGAGGAGGAACGGAGAAUUGUUCAGAGAUGACCCACAGAACAACAGGCGAGUGCUUGAUGACACUGUGGUGCUCCAUAACGCCAGACCAGAAGACAGUGCCGUCUACCAGUGCGACGCCUCCAACAGUCACGGCAGUCUUCUGGCCAACAUUAACAUCAUGGUCAUGAACAUGGCUCCUCUGAUACUAACAAGGGACUACCAAGAGUACGCUGUAGUACAAGGAGGGGACAUUAUCAUGAACUGCAGUGUUUUCGGCUCUCCACCACCCACCACCUCUUGGCACAAAGCUGAGACUCAAGAAACCAUCAAGGGGGAACGUUUUCACCAGAACGGAUCUUUGCGGAUCAUCAGUGCAGAAAAAAACGACAGUGGGGAAUAUGUGUGUGUUGCCUCAAACACAGAGGGCAAGUUGGCUGUCACCGCUGUGCUCAAUGUUAAAGACCGUACAAGAAUAGUAAGUCCGCCUCAGGAUGCCCAAAUUGUCAGUGGGACCACAGCCCAGUUGAUGUGCCGGGCAGAGUAUGAUAAAAGCCUGCGAGGCUCCUUUGAGGUAUUGUGGAGGAAAGAUGGGGAUGAGAUCCCACUUUCCAGUGAGGAAAAUUCCAGAUACUUUGCGUACGAUGGUAGGCUGCAGAUCAUGAAUGUAAACCUGAGUGAUCAGGGAAUAUAUACAUGCGUUGCUAGAACCAGCCUAGAUGAGGACAAUGCCACUGCACUACUCACCGUAUUGGAUGUUCCGGAUGCGCCAAAAAAGUUAGAAAUAUCUGAAAUUAAAAGUCCGAGAAACAUCUGCCUGUCUUGGGUGCCUGGGAGUGAUCACAAUAGCUCUGUAACAGAAUUUAUAGUGGAGUAUGAGGAGAGCCAGUGGGAGCCUGGCAGUUGGAAGGACCUACAGAAAGUCCCCGGUAACCAGGCAACAGCAGAGGUGGCACUCCAUGGACACCUUAACUACCAGUUCAGAGUGUAUGCUGUUAAUGCUGUUGGACCUGGACCCCCCAGUGAGCCCACUGAGAGAUACAAAACACCCCCUGCUGCCCCUGAUAAGAACCCUGAAAAUAUCAGAAUUCAAGGCCCUCUUCCUCAUCAAAUGGACAUUAGCUGGAAGCCACUGUUGCCUAUUGAACACAAUGGCCCUGGCCUCGAGUACAAGGUGAGCUACAGGAAACUGGGAGUGGAGGAUGAGUGGAAGGAGCAUCUGGUCAGAAGACAUUCGUUUGUUGUGAGGAACACGUCCACAUUUGUCCCUUACGAGAUCAAAAUUCAGAGCAGGAACAGCCAUGGCUGGGGACCAGACCCUAAAGUGGUUACUGGUUACUCUGGAGAAGAUGUCCCUACUGCAGCACCACGGGAUGUAGCAGUGGAGGUGCUCAACACCACUAUUCUCAGAGUUAGCUGGACCCCAGUUCCACCUGCCACAGUGAGAGGUCAUCUAGGGGGCUAUGAUGUACACUGGUUGAGAAAAUGGAGUCUGCUGAAUCCCAACAAGACUUUCAAUGAGCGCCAGUCCAUGUCUUUUCCUGGGAAGAGGACUCACGCCAUUGUGCCGGGCCUCAAACCCUUCUCUGAGUACAGACUCACUGUCAAUGUUUUUAACAAGAAAGGCAAUGGACCCAGCAGUGACCCGGUCACUUUCAGCACUCCAGAGGGAGUUCCAGAGCAAGUGCCCAUCCUGACUGUGUCCAAUGCCCAAAUGGACUCUGUUUUGUUGGUAUGGGGCCCACCCCUGGAGACAAACGGGAUCCUCACCGGUUAUUUCCUGCAGUACCACCUCAUUAAUGAGACAACGAUGGAGGUGGUUGAUUCCCAUGAGAUAAACAUCACUGUGGCUGACACCACCCAGUGGAGCCUUCAGGGCUUAGAAGAGCGCAGCCUUUACCGCUUCCAGCUCAGUGCUUGCACUCGAGCAGGUUGUGGACCCACAUUUGCCCAGGAGAGCAUCACUCCUGUUCAAGAACGCCACAACUGCUCUCUCUCCUUUACCAGCUCUAUCCCUGGCAAUUCUACUCAUCCUCCUUUAGUCCCAGCUCUGUUGAAUAUAAGCUCUUAUGUGAGUGACACCUUUACCAAAAUCAGCUGGACUGCCAGGGAAGAGCAGCAGGACUCGCGGCUUUAUGUGGCUUAUAUGAAUAACCGUGAUGGUAACUGGCGGAUUUCAGAGGCUGUAAACACUUCUCAAAGUUUCCACAUAAUUGAUGGGCUCAAACCCGGGGCCGUGUACACCGUACGCCUCAUGGCCAAGGGGCUGCUCGAUAAUGCUAGCAUUUUCGAAGAAGUUAUCCAGACUCGAGUCACAGGUGUAGAAGGUCAACGGAGCAACUUUUCGACCCAGGGCUGGUUCAUUGGGACCAUGUGUGCUGUGGCACUCCUCACUCUUGUCGCGCUCAUGGCCUGCUUUGUGCGCAGGAACAAAGGUGGCAAGUAUGCAGGUACGCCGCCGCCGCCCCAGCGUCAAGACACGUUCUCCAUGCAAAAAGUGAAAGAGAAGGAGGACCUCCACCCUGAUGUGGAGUCACAAGGAUUGAAGGAUGACACCUUCUGUGAAUACAGUGACAGCGAAGAGAAGCCACUGAAGGGCAGUAGCUUGUGCUCCUUGAAUGGCGAUGACACGGUGGGGGACAGUGUCAGCAGGGACAGCCUGGUUGACUACGCCGACGGAGGAGGAGAAUUCAGUGAAGACGGUUCAUUUAUUGGAGAAUAUUCCGGACGAAAGCACGGCGGCUCUGUUAGCGAGCCCAGUGGACCCAGCACAGUCACGGCAUAAAGCCAGGCUUCAGUUGAAACGGACUACUUUCGUUUCAAGUCGUUUCAAGAUACUUUUUAAAUUCAGCUUCCCUGAUGUUAAAUAUAGCUUGAAUACCCAAAAAUGAUGGAAUAAUGACUAUGACUCAAAUGUGCCGAAGUAUUUUGCAGCACACAGAAGUUUUACCCGGAGAGCAGAAAGGACAGAUUACACCCACAGUGCACAUGAGUGUGAGGACCAUGUGAGCCUUUGUACAUACUGUAAGAGGAUGGCCUGCAUUGUUUCAGUGUUUCAUGAUUUUAUUAAUGAUAAUAAAGUGGGUUUUUUUUGUACCUCUAAGCCACAAUCUUAAACAAUGUAUGUUGAUAUUGUUCCUUCACAGCAUUCAGAGGACGAAUAGUCAUUUUCCACAAUGUGAAAAGCAUUGAACAUGCCAGUAUAUAUGUUUUUUUAUUAUUUUGUUGUUGUUUUUACAUAGUAGAUGAGAAUAACAAACAGACAACAUGGCGGUCAGUCAGUUUUGAUACACUACAGGAUAUGUUUAUUAUUAAAUCAGGCUUUCAACAUAUGAAACCAACAUCUAACAUCUGGAAAUGCUUUAUUGUCUGUUACUGUAUAUUUUAUGUACAUAUAUUGGAUUUUUUUGUUUAUAUGCAAAUAUGUGAAAGUUGAUAAUUGGUUUAUAAUCAAAAUGCUGGUGAUACCAUUUAUAUCAUUAUAUAAAAGAUAUUUUUGAACUUUAUUUGUUUUUAUGUUGCUUUUAUGGAGAGGAGCCAGCAAAAACAGAAGAACAAAUUCACACGUUAAAUUAACUCACCAGGCCUGUGGUUUGUUAGAGGAAUUACAGCACAAAAUGAUACUGGAAUGUUACAGACAUGGCUGAAUUCAGCUUGUUAUUCUCAGAGGGGAAACUCAUUGCAAAUCCUGAAAAUAUAUUUGCAUUACCUCUGCAAUCCAUGCAAAGAAUUCUUACAUGCUUAAUGCAUGUUCCUAAAAUAUUCUUCAAGAAUAUAACUCAAAUAAAUUUGAGAUUUGACUUAUUCAACAAUCUAACUAAAACAGAUGUGUUAAAACAGGAUAUAGCAGUGGUGCUGGCUUAUGUUUCAUGUGUAACGUUCACCACUGAGCUCUUUAAGAUGCAAAGACCUGUUUAAAAGCAACAGAGACUCUUGAAAACCAAAAAGAUGCAGUUAGAUGUGUACUUUGUCACAAAAUAAAGAUGUUUUGCACUUCAAACCAAAAAGAGCAAA